Molecule: messenger RNA, 1497 nt
Organism: Pediculus humanus corporis (human body louse)
Lineage: Eukaryota; Metazoa; Arthropoda; Insecta; Psocodea; Pediculidae
Exons: 4
Coding region: 1-1497 (498 amino acids)
Biological process (GO): regulation of RNA splicing
Cellular component (GO): nucleoplasm; ribonucleoprotein complex
Molecular function (GO): mRNA binding
Source: RefSeq, a predicted model, not a curated record
AUGAAAAUCGCCGCCGCCGCCGCCAUGACAGAUAGAAUACAACAGAUUUUGAUUAGAAAUCAAAGAGAUGAUUUCGUACUCACAAACGAAGCUCAACAAUUUCUCAACAAGAGAGGAAUCAUUAUUAGAAUGAGAGGACUCCCCUACGAAUGCUCAUCCAAACAAGUGAUAGAUUUCUUUAGAGAAGGCGAACAAUCUUGCGAUAUAUUCGACGGUGAAAAUGGGAUAUUGUUCGUUAAAAAACCCGACGGAAGAUCCACCGGAGAUGCAUUCGUUCAAUUCAUACACGAAUCCGAAGCCAUAGCAGCUCUCAGCAAGCACAAAGAACUCAUAGGUACCAGAUACAUUGAAUUGUUUCGUAGCACGCCGGCGGAAGUCGAACAAGUUAGUCGAAAUGAUAUCUAUAUAAAAGCUCAAGAGUCCAAGCCCAGAGUACCUGCUGUACAGUUACCGUUAGUUGCUCCCAUACCUCCGGCGGCCGUACCGCAACACGUUAUCACGUCUGGCACUAAAAAAGAUUGCAUUAGGUUGAGAGGUUUGCCCUACGAAGCUCAAGUCGAACACAUAUUAGAUUUUUUAGGUGAUAAUGCCAACAAUAUCGUUCUCCAAGGUGUUCACAUGGUUUACAAUGUUCACGGUCAGCCCAGUGGUGAAGCUUUCAUACAAAUGGAUUCCGAAGUCUCGGCGAGUCAAGCGGCGAAUCAUUGUCAUCAUAGAUACAUGAAUUUUGGUAAAAAGCAAAGAUACGUUGAAGUAUUUCAAUGUAGCGGCGACGACAUGAACGCGUUUUUAACGAGCGGUCACGUGUCACCCAAAGCAACACCCGUCAUCAAUCCAGGUAUUGAAAACAACAUUCCAGGGAUGGGUGUGCCACUUUCUUCUACUCUCCUUUCUUACUACGAACCGUCUCCCGUGUCUCUCAUGCCUUUCGUACAAGCGAAUCCUUUUUUAUUUAAUCCCUUCGGAUUGCAACACCCUCAGCAACUGUCGGCGGCCGCGGCCGCAGCCGCGGCGGCUUCUUUCAUAAACAAACAUCCACAUCCGAAAGGUCUUUAUCCCAUAACGUCAAAUAAUUAUCCGUGGACGUCGUCCGACGAGUCGUUCAAACCCUCUCCCGGAAACAUAACGAACGCGGGAGAAACUUUGGUAAAACCGAAAGGUGCGGAACCGGAAACGAUACCGACGCAAUCCGACGUGUAUUCUCCUUAUUCGACUCCAUCUCAUCCUAGCGUUUAUUUCUUUCAUCCGAACGUUCCUCCCCGAGUCGUUGCAAAUCCGAUGUUUCCAAAACCCGGUUUCCCAUCCGUUCCGACUCCCUCCUCCGUCGUUUUCCCUCAAAUGACUCCGCAAUUAACUCCAAUGGGUGUACUGGGUGUGAAAAGAUCUUGGGAGCAAGCUUUCCCUCUGGAGACGGCAGCCGUGCAAGGAGCCAAACGAUGGCCAACUCCUCAGAUUGCUACUUUUGCAGUUCCUGGGUUCUUUCCUGAUGUGGGUUAA